AUGCGGAGUGCGCAGUCGCGUCGCUGGAAAGGUGACGCCAUCCAGCUGAGGCUCUGUUGCCACCGAGAGCGUGUAACGAACGGUGCUGUGUUCGCCUUAAGUCCCGGGCCCAUCGUUUUUAAACAUUUAUUUUUUUUUCGCUCCAGUCCUUUACGCAACCCUGCCCAGCUUGCAGUGUGUGUGUGUGUGUGUGUAUGUCUGGUGCGUGUGUAGGCCACACUCGAAGCUUUAAAGUCAAACGCGUCAUGGUUUUUUUUUUAAAACAAUCUGUAAAUUAAAACAAUCAUAACAUUGUCGAAUAUCGAAGUUAGAAUUUGUAUUGAUGUACAGUUAAAAUUGAUUGUUUGGAUUGGUAUAGAGAAAAAUUCAAUUCGGCCAACGUAAACUCAACUCGGAAGUGGGCCUCAAAUGUGCGGUUUCCGGACGAGGAAUUGGCCGUCGAAGAAAACAUCCCUACGCUGGGGUGACUGUUGUGUUGUCUCAUUGGACACGCCAAAUACAAUUCAGUUCGAUUCUAUAAUCUACUGCCAAUUAUAGAAAAUGCCGUCGCGUCAGUGAUGAAUUGUCGUCUGUGAAAUUUCAACGCUCAUCUACAUCCCUCAUUUCGAUAUUGAAAAAACAUCUGUUUCCUAUUCGCUUCAUAUCAAAUGUGUUUUUGGACCAACGAAUAGACAAGUCCUAUAUAGACAUCGAACAUUGGUUAACUAAGCGCAAAGAAAUCGAGACAAAUUGCGCACGGACGAGCGCAAAUCACCUGAUUUCUUUCAAACCUAGCGGUGGCUAAGACGAGCGGAAAAGAUGAUCAACAUUGGAGGAAUCGUGGCCAUUGUGGUCUUCUACCUGCUCAUCUUGUUCGUCGGCAUUUGGGCAGCCAAGAAAAAGGGAAAUGGAGGCGAAUCGGAGGAGGAGGUCAUGUUGGCCGGACGUAACAUUGGCCUUUUCGUUGGCAUUUUUACAAUGACCGCGACAUGGGUGGGCGGUGGUUACAUUUCUGGAACGGCCGAGGAGAUAUUCGGCAAAGGAUUGAUCUGGUGCCAGGCUCCGUUCGGUUACGCCCUUAGCCUCGUCUUCGGCGGAUUGCUCUUCGCCAAUAAAAUGAGAGAGCAAGGUUACGUCACGAUGCUCGAUCCAUUCCAGGACGCGUUCGGCGAACGCAUGGGCGGAAUGCUCUUCAUCCCGGCCCUGUGCGGAGAGGUGUUCUGGUCAGCUGCUACAUUAGCCGCUUUAGGGGCGACCAUCAGCGUCAUCGUCGACAUUGACGUCAACAUCAGCGUCGUCCUAUCGGCGUGCAUCGCCAUUUUCUACACGCUCUUCGGCGGUCUGUAUUCGGUGGCCUACACCGACGUCAUCCAACUGUUUUUCAUCUUCUUCGGAUUGUGGGUCAGCAUUCCAUUCGCUCUGACCAAUCCGGCCGUCAGUUCCAUUUCACCGUCGCAGGUCGAUUGGGUCGGUACGCUGGAACCGAAAUAUUACGGCCAGUAUUUCGAUUACGGUAUGCUGCUCAUUUUCGGCGGCAUUCCGUGGCAGGCUUAUUUUCAACGUGUUUUGUCGAGCAAAUCGGCCAGCCGGGCGCAGAUCCUGUCCUACGUGGCCGCCAUUGGUUGCGUCGUAAUGGCCCUGCCGUCCGUCCUAAUCGGCGCUGUGGCUAAAGCCACUGACUGGAAUCAAACGGAUUUCCGCGGUAAGGGCAACAUUCCGCUGGAUGAAGAACAGGCUCGUAUGGUCCUGCCUAUGGUCCUCCAGUAUCUAACACCGGCCUACGUUUCUUUCUGCGGAUUGGGAGCCGUUUCGGCUGCUACCAUGUCAUCGGCCGACUCGUCCGUUCUCGGAGCGUCGUCCAUGUUCGCCCGCAACGUUUACCGGCUCAUCUUUCGGCCGCGGGCAUCCGAACACGAGAUCAUGUGGGUCAUGAGAAUCUCCAUUUUCGUGACGGGUGCCAUGGCAACCACAAUGGCUCUGACUGUCCACACCAUCUACGGCCUUUGGUAUCUCUGCUCCGAUUUGGUGUACGUCAUCCUCUUCCCGCAGCUGCUGAUGGUCGUCCAUUUCAAACCGUAUUGCAACACGUACGGUAGCGUAGCGUCUUACAUCAUCGGUUUCCUGGCUCGCAUCUCCGGCGGUGAACCGCUGAUGAACCUCAAGCCGUUCAUCUACUACCCAGGAUGGAACGGAACGGAACAAUUGUUUCCAUUCCGCACGUUGGCCAUGUUGUUGUCGCUCAUUUCGGUGAUUGCGUUCUCCAUGCUGACGCGCUAUUUGUUCGAAUCGGGCAAACUGCCGCCCAGUUGGGACUUCCUGCGUUGCGUCGUCAACAUUCCGGAAGACGUGGUGCGAGUGUCGGGCUCUGGCGACGAAUUAGAGCCGCACGACGCCAUGGGUGAAAUGGCCGUCAUGACGGGUUUGGCCGACGUGCGCAAAUAUUCGGCCACCGACGAGAUGAACGGCCGAGUUAAUCCGGCCCUCAACCUGGGCAGCGAUUCGGACGAAGAGGCCAGCCAGCAAUUGGCUUCGUCCGUCGCCCAGCGAGCUAAAUUACAACAGCAAUUGUCCAUCGGUGCUAACAGCAUCGAUUCGCCUUCGCACCGGCCGAUGAUCAACCGCAAGGCAAACAUGAGCUCGGCAAUAGGAUCCGGUUCGGCGGCCGCGGCGGUAGUGGCUAAUAACACGGGAGAUAAGCAAACCACUCUUUGAGGGGCACGCUGGGUUAUCAAUUAGGAAGACAAGUAGCAAAAAGGGGAGACAUUAGAAGAAAGAAAUAGCGAAGUGAAACGGCACCUGCCCGAUCAUCGUUUUUCUUACCUUUUUGCUAUUUAAAUCAGAUAACUGUGUUAGUCAUUUUUUAGUCAAAUGAAGCACGGUACGUUUCGUAAUAAUAAUAGAGUCCUCAAUGGCUGUGGUUUCUGUUUGAAAGGCUAUUAAAGAGCCAAAAAAACGAGGUAAAAGUAAAUGUCCUUUUUUUUUGUUGCAUCUCAUUUACGACACAGACACACACACAGACACACACUAUACUUACAACAUGGCCAUUUGCUGUUGAUAUUUAUUAUCUAAUAUAAAUAUAAAAAUAAAAAUAUAUAUAUUAUAAGUGGGAUGGUAUUUUAAUUUUUUCAAACUCAAUCUUGUCAUUCAACGUCCACAAAAGCGUUCUUGUUGUUAACAAACGUAUUUAUUGUUGCCUCUUUAAAUAUUAUUAUCUAGUCGGUCGGUGUUUAGGGCACUUGUCGGCUUGCUGAAAAAACGACCCCGAAUUGUUUUAUAAUAUUUAUUAUAUCAAUUCAUCGUCGGACAUGUUGUGAUUCCCUUUUACUUUUUCAAAAAUGAAUGGGAAAGUUGAAAAAAAAAAUUAAUAAUAUUCAAAUCACUUAACGUCAUUUUUUGUUUCCUGUUUGUUAUCGAUGUUUUCACCUCAUUACUAUCCUCGUUUACGUGUUCACCCUGGACUAUAUAACUCAGUAUUACAUGUGACAUAAAUCAGAUGCUUUGAUGUUAAUAACCAACGAUAAAAUGAUUCGUCCAAUCAGGUAUCAUGAAUCAGCAAUGUCAGUAGAAUUUUCAUAAUUGCUGUGGACAGUUUAAAGAUUGAACUGUGCAUAAUUGGUAUGUGGAUACUCAUCGUCCUUUCUUUGUUUGGGUGUAUUCAUUUUUCUGUUUGUUUUUAUUCAUAUCGAGAUGAAAAGAACGAGACAUUUAGAAGAUGGAAACAUUCGUCAACAUCUGUUCUAGCCGCGUGUUUUACAAUGAGACGAGAGAUUGCAGGACUUUAGUUCCGACACACGAUGGGGUUCAUAAAUGCGAGGCAUUCUUACACGUUCAAUGUGCAACAACCCAAUCGAAAAAUAAGACAAAAUCCCCCACCCACGUAAUUUCUCUUUUGUUAUUUUUUUUUUUUUUCAUUUGAAUUUGUUAUUUUUUGGUAGGAUUUCCCAAAAAGCUUAUUAAUAUACAUGUUUGACGUUGAGAGAAAAACAAAAAAAAUAUACAAAGCAUUCGACGAAUUUUCAGCUUUCUGCAGUUUUAUAGCUCGUUGUUAGCAGACCGUAUCAAAUGUUUUCGCGCUCGAUUUAAAUAGCGCAAACACCUUGGGAAAUCAAUUGAUUGUUACAAUAUUCAAAGUAGAUUGAGGGGG
Messenger RNA from Daphnia magna, 4123 nucleotides. RefSeq names its product high-affinity choline transporter 1 (gene ChT). The record is from RefSeq and is a predicted model, not a curated record. Gene Ontology annotation, cellular component: plasma membrane. Gene Ontology annotation, molecular function: choline:sodium symporter activity. Lineage: Eukaryota; Metazoa; Arthropoda; Branchiopoda; Diplostraca; Daphniidae. The coding region runs from base 799 to 2691 and encodes 630 amino acids. Gene Ontology annotation, biological process: choline transport; acetylcholine biosynthetic process; transmembrane transport. The transcript has 9 exons.